AUGCCUCGCGAACUUGUAUUUGAUCAAGGCGUCUUGAAGCUGUCAAGUUUCGAUCCACUCUCAAACCGUGUCGAGACUCGUAUAUUGAAGCUUCCUGAUGUCCCUGCACUCGAAUCGCUCGAACAGCUCUUUAUCAAUACAACAUCCACUCCCUAUACCACACAACCCAACAAUACGCGUACUACCGAAGUUCCUUUGUUACGUUCAACUCGUUCAUUGAAUACAAAGAAACCAUUAUCACCUAACCGAGCUCCACGUCGCUGCUACUCAAAUCCCGCUCUUUCGAAAAAGAAGGAUGUCAUGGGUUCAUCAGCUGAGACGUGGAAAAUGCCUCGCCGAUCUCCAUCCAAACGCAACUUGCUGAAUGCGCUAAGCGGCCUUAUCCAAAAAGCAAAGCGACCUGCUUCGAUUCGUCGACGAGUUAGCAGUCGUCGCUCUAGUGCCAAUAGCAGUAUUCAAGGAACUUGGCAUACACAAACAUGGUUGAUCGAGAUGCGAGCAUCAACAGAUAGUUUGGUGGAGCCAACAACAAAGGGAUCACGAUGCUGUCCAAGCGAGAAUUGGUGGGCUACAUCACCACCAUUGAACACAACCACCCAUGUUCUGUAG
Molecule: messenger RNA, 609 nt
Organism: Lichtheimia ornata
Lineage: Eukaryota; Fungi; Mucoromycota; Mucoromycetes; Mucorales; Lichtheimiaceae
Exons: 2
Coding region: 1-609 (202 amino acids)
Source: RefSeq, a predicted model, not a curated record